AUGAGGCCCUGGGCUCUCCUGCUCAUCACGUCGGCGGGUGGCGCUGUGCUGCUUCUGCCUGCGCUGGGAGGCGUCAGGAGAGUGCCCGCCUCAAAAGAAAUUGAGCAGUGCUGGGUACAGCCUCCGUUACUGUUUUGUAUGAAAAGGUGCACUAAGUUUGGAGGAUGUGUGUUAGAAAAUUAUACAUGCUGCUGGACCUACUGUGGAAACAUCUGCUUGGACAAUGGAGAACCCUAUAAAUCUCUCCUGGUGGCAGAUUCGAGCCAGUAG
Molecule: messenger RNA, 270 nt
Organism: Miniopterus natalensis
Lineage: Eukaryota; Metazoa; Chordata; Mammalia; Chiroptera; Miniopteridae
Source: RefSeq, a predicted model, not a curated record